This is a messenger RNA of Callorhinchus milii (elephant shark), 7167 nucleotides long. Its product is annotated as methyl-CpG-binding domain protein 5. The transcript is spliced from 11 exons. NCBI's taxonomy places the organism in Eukaryota, Metazoa, Chordata, Chondrichthyes, Chimaeriformes, Callorhinchidae. The record is from RefSeq and is a predicted model, not a curated record. Gene Ontology annotation, cellular component: chromocenter; nucleus. Gene Ontology annotation, molecular function: DNA binding; chromatin binding. The coding region runs from base 803 to 6028 and encodes 1741 amino acids.
CUCUCUCUCUCUCUCUCAUUCUGUGUGUGUUUUUUUAAAGUGCCAUUUACAGAACCCUUUAUUACCCCUUUUGUUUUUUUUACUUAUUAUUAUAUAUUAUAUCUUUCUAUCUCUCUAUCUAUAUACACACACACACACAGAGACGUAUGUGUAUAUAAACGAUUCUUAAACAAGGGAAGGCAGAAGAGAGAAGGGUUUUGUACAAAGGCUGAAUGAUUCCAAACUAUGGCAGUGAAAUUGUGAGGUUGCUGUGUUAAACGGCUGGCUUGGGCUUGGGCUUGGCUGGGAAAAGUAAGUUUGAAGGUGAAGGAUGCAGCCUAUAAGGGAUUCAAUUCCAGGAAGCUUAAGCUGUGACUCACAUCCACGGCAAUGAAACCUGGCCCUGUGAAGGCAAGACGAGGCUGAACGAAUCUAGGAAGCUAAACAGAGCUACUGCAUGUCAAAACGUACAUCAUCCUUUUCUUGAAGCUGAGAACUGAAUACAAGCUAUUAUGAAUCAUGUGCUCUCCGAAUAGGAGGCAGCUGGUCCUCUUCAUGUCGCGCUAAGGUACAUCCCCAAACGCUGAAUCAUCCCACAGCACUUCACGAAUGUGGAUUAUUAUGAGGCAGUGACUUUGUAUAAAAUGGUGGCUCUUAAAGAAAUGGUUCCUCACUGAGCUGGAACAUCCCCCUCAAGAACUGUGUACAGUGGAGGAUCACUGUACCAUAUGGUCGCGUUUCAGAGGCCAUGAUGACAUGAAGUCACAAGGCAUCGUCUGACUUCUGAUAUCUCUGAGGUGUCGCAAGCAGAAACGGGGAAAAAAUGAAUGGAGGAAAGGAGUGUGAAGGUGACAGAGAUGGCGGGGGAUCGGCAAUCCAAGUCCCUAUUGGAUGGCAGCGACAAGUGGAUCACAAUGGAGUGCUCUACAUUAGUCCAAACGGCUCAGUGUUGGCCUGCAUCGAACAAGUUAAAACAUAUCUACUUACCGAUGGAACGUGCAAGUGUGGCCUGGAAUGUCCUCUCAUUCUUCCAAAGGUGUUCAACUUUGAUCCAGGAGCACCUGUCAAACAAAGAACUGCAGAGGAUGUCAAAGCUGAUGAAGAUUUGACAAAACUUUGUAUCCAUAAAAGAAAAAUCAUUGCAGUAGCUACACUACAUAAAAGUUUUGAGAUACCACAUCCUUCCCUGGUCCUAACCAGUCCAGGCGGCGGAACAAGCGGAGCUCCAAUGGUACAGUCACGAGCAGCAACUCCAAGAGCAAUGAGGAAUAAAUUGCAAGAAGUAGUGCCGAAUUCUGCAGUGCCAGACUAUAAUAAGAAUCCAUAUUUGCCUAAGUUAAUGAUGGGUGGCCCGAAUGCUAUGGUUCGGCUUUACCAACAGGAGCUGUGUGCAAGCCCCCAGCAAGAGCUGCAUACUGGUUAUUCUAGACAGAGACUGGGUAGCAGUGACCAUGGGCAGAAGUCUCCUUAUCGUGGAAAUCACGGUGGUCUAUCUAGUCCAGGAUCUCAGAUCUAUGGAGAUGGUUCUAUAUCCCCCAGGACCGAUACAAUGGGAAGUCCAGAUGUGUUUACAAGGAAUAACCCUGGCUUUCAUGCUGGGCCAAACUCCAGUCCCAUCCACAUAAAUCGAAUUCCCCUUUCCCCACCCACAGUCCUGAUGCAGAAUUCUUCAACCCAGUCGUCGUGUGCUAUGGCUGGUAGGACUUCUAUACCUCUUUCACCAACAAUGACUACAAAGAGCCCAGUCAUGAAGAAACCAUCUUGUAACUAUUCGUCAAACAUGGAUAUGCCACGAAUUAUGUUUCACAAACUUUCCCAAGGACCCCCAGCAUCAUGUGCUCUCCAGAAAAAGCCAUUGCCAUCAGAGAAGGAUCCAUUAGGUAUUCUUGACCCCAUACCUAGCAAAACGAACCCGGUAUUUAUGAACGCAUCGAAUUUCCAGACAACCAUGCACUCUCAGGUACCUAUGAUGAAUGUAAGCAUGCCUCCUGCUGUUGUCCCAUUGCCAAGCAAUCUACCAUUGCCAACAGUCAAGCCUGGCCCUGUUAGCCAUGGAACCCAUGUACCAAGGGUUCAGCAUUCAACUUCCACAUCUGUGUCUCCAACUCCGGUCACCUCCCCUGUGCACAUGAUGGGACCCGUCAUUGGGAGAAUCGAGGUCUCCCCACAAAGAUCAAGGUCAUCUUCCACAUCGUCUGAUCACGGAAACUUAAUGAUGCCCCCUGCAGGUCUCCAGUCAGGCUGUGGUGGAAUGAAGGUCCCUCCAAGGUCACCAAGGUCAUCUAUGGGUUCUCCACGACCAUCCAUGCCAUCGAGUCCAUCUAACAAGCCCGAUGGACUUCUUCAUCAAUACAAAGAUAACCCUAAUCCUUUGCUGGUCGGAAUGAGUAAUGUUUUAAAUCCUCAAAAUAAUCCUUUGUUUCCGUCUGUAUCCGUUGGAAAUGUACAACAACAAAAGAGUCCGCCAGGUUUGCUGGGAAUGCCCUUGAAUCAGAUUUUAAACCAGCAUAACGCUGCUUCAUUUCCAGCAAGCAGUUUACUUUCAGCAGCAGCCAAAGCACAGCUAGCUAAUCAAAAUAAACUGACUGGUAGCAACAAUGGUGGUGGAGUUGGCAGUGGUGGCAAUAGUGAAGGACACAGCACUUUAAAUACUAUGUUUCCUCCUACUGCCAACAUGCUUCUGUCAAUUAACGAAGGUCAGAGUGGACGGGCAGCAUUGAGAGAUAAGCUAAUGGCACAGCAGAAGGACCCUUUACGGAAAAGGAAGCAAGCGACCCCAACAGUAUUGAGUAUGCUUAAACAGUCUCAGAUGGGCAGCUCAGGAGUCCCAAAGUCUGUACCUGACCCUUUAAGAAAGCAAGGGCAAAGUUCAUCCUUAACUAUGAAUAACACCAUGUCUCAGUUACUUCAAUCCAUGAGUUCACAGAGUUCUCAAAUCAGUGGCAAUAGUACUGGUUGUGGUAAUUCCCCAACAGGUAUUCCUUGUUCCUCCAACCAACUUAACUUUGCAGACACCAAUCUGAACUCAGGUUCCGUUCGCAACCUAUCAGUUCAAACUUUGACCCGAGGGGAAGGUAUCUCUUGCCAAAAUACAAGCACUAACUUAAUCCAGAAUUGCCAGGGCCCAAACAGUCAAUUUGUUGAGUUAGUGGGACAGCUACAAACUAGUGGCAGUUGUGGGCUGCUCCACCAGUCUGCACUGACUUUGGGGAAUAGCUUGCAUUCCAACCCGUCUCAUUCAAGGAUUACAACAUCUUCAGCAGUAAUGGUACCAAACAGCAGUGGCAGCAUUUGUAGCCAAACCAGUACUGAAGCAGGAGGGCGGGAUGGUCUAUUCCAUGGACAUCUUCACAGACGUCAACGGUGUGCCAGGGUCAGCCUGUCAGGAGGUAGUUCUGGGCACUCAACUUCCAUGGCCGUUGCUGGCACCAAUCAACCCGCCAUAACCAAGACAACGUCCCUUCUGCAAGAUGGAGUUAUAGUUACAACAGCGGCUGGAAAUGCAUUGCGCGCUCAGCUUCCCAUGGGGAGCGCUCUUCCCUUCAUCGGUCAGGACCAAACGUUUCAGUUUGGACACACUGUCCCUACGAGUAGCAAUCUCACACACCCUCCGAACCCAAACCUUCUGGGCUCUCUGUCCAUCCCUUUAGCAAUGAACCAGCAGCAGCUCCUGAACCACAAUAUGCUGAAUAUGUUGUCUGCGUCAGGAGACGGAAAGGCAGAGGUAUCAGUCAACCCUUUGGGAAUUUUGAACCCAAAUCUAAACGCGGCUUUGACUUUGCUCCCCAGUGAUAUGGACGGACAGCCUCUUCAACCUGUUCAACUUCUGGCAGCCUUGUUUCAAAACCAGGCCCAAGCAACCAUGCUUCCCCUGACGUCCUUAAAUCUAACUCUCCCCGAACUAUUACAGCAGCAAAGUAACCCUUCACCCUCAGUGACACAAAUCCAACCCUUGCCAGAUUAUCUGCAUAGCAAUCAGUCCAUGAGCCACAGAGCAGAAACCCUUCUGACCAACUCUCUGGAAAAUCCCUUACCAAGUCUUUCGGGCAAUGACACUACAGCACACUCUCUCAUCCUCCCAGCACCCCCUGGACUGAUGGCCUUGAAUCCCCAGCUUUUAAGAAGUGUUCUCCGCUCCCCCUCCGAUGGUGCUGCUAAUCAUCAUGAGGUUUCUCGAGCAACCUCAUCCCAGGCAACCACUACCAAUACUACUACUACAUCAGCAGUGGCAACACUUGCUGUCUCAACUCUUGGCAGGACAGCAGUUGUGUCAAUGGCAGAAUCACUGCUACCCAUUUCAGCUGCUGGGAAUACAACGGGACCAACUAAGCUCAACAACUCUGUGGUGCCGCACCUCCUUAACCCAUUGCUGGGAACCAGCCUUCUCGGUGAUGUAUCUUCAUUAAACAACAGUUUGAAUAACCCACAGUUGAGCAGUCUCCAGACCUUGAUAAACAACAACCAGAUGUUCUCUCAGAAUCAUCAUUCGCUUCUACAAGGUCUACCCGGGUCCCAGGGUCUUCAGGGGUUUCAAAGUCACACUUCAUAUCCUGGCCCAACAAACCAACCAAACCCAAUGGCCUGUCUUUUUCAGAACUUUCAGGUGAACAUGGCUCAAGAUGGCACCCUUACAAACAAGCCUGUCAAUUCCCACCCAGGGCCAAUGCCGCUCCCUGAGAACUCCAACCCUGCUGGCUCUACGUUCCACAAUCCGUCUGGUGAUAAAUAUCGAACUGAGCAGGCUCAAAGUCAGCAAGCCCGAGAAGAGGUGCCAAGCGUAGGUCCCAACGAUCCUUCCGUGGACGCCAUCUAUAAAGCUGUGGUGGAUGCUGCAAGCAAAGGAAUGCAGGUGGUGAUCACCACAGCGAUGAGCAGUACUUCCCAGAUGAGCCCAAUCCCAGCCCUGAGUGCCAUGAGUGCCUUCACUGCUUCCAUUGCAGACCCUGUGAAUCUAUCCAACGCAGUCAAUGCGGUGAUUCACGGGAAAAGACUCUCCGGCCUGGAGAUUGACAGCCGGAACAACAGUCAAAACAGCCUGGCAAACAGGCACGUCAGAGGGGUAAGGUUGAGAAAGAAUUCCGAGCAAGUGAAAAACACUCACGAAGGGGAAGGGUUUGAGUACUUUAAAUCGCCGGGCCGCAAUACCCCGAAAAAACAAUGGGAAGUUGAGCAAAUUCCAGUUCACGACGGAACGGUGUGGAAAUGCGAGAAGUUUCUUGAACACUCUGGCCACGUAAAUCACAGUCCUUCUGCAGACCGACUCAAUAGUGCCUCGAUCCUAUCUUCUCUUCAUGGCGGGGAGCAAGCUGACUUAGUGUUACAACAGAAAACCUGUCAGAUAGACAGAAGAUUUCUCGAGGACAGCUUCAGGUUCAGCAGUCAGAAACAACACAUCAUCAACAUCAAAGAAAGGUUAGAGAACACUGUGGAAAGAUGCACGCACGUCAACGGGAACAGGUCUCAGCAGAACAGGAACUUUGGUGAGUUGCUACCGGCCCCAAAACAGGAACUGGCCAUGGAGGAGCAGUCACCGAGCUCUUCAACCAGUCUGGAGGGAAUGCCGGGUUCUUUGGCACAAGACUACAUUCAGUUUAACGGAGAUUACAAUUCAGAACACAUCAACGGAUGUGCCCCAAGUCCUUCAGACACUAAAAGCAUCAGCAGCGAAGAUGACUUGAAGCACCCAGAUUCUCCCUCCAACGACCUGAUACACUAUAGGCCAAGGACGUUUAAUGUUGGCGACUUGGUCUGGAGCCAAAUCAAAGGGUUUCCUUCGUGGCCUGGAAAACUGGUGCGAAAAGAUGAAGUACACAAUUCCUGUCAGCAGAACACUGAAGAGGUCAAGGUGCAGCCUACGAAGCUGAAGACGCUCUCCGAGGGUCUGGACGGGCAGCACAGAAUCAGGAAGAGCAACUGGAAACCCACCAGCCUCCGCAAAAGGAAAGACAAGUCAAGCCACCAAAAGCCAAGAGGCGAAAAAUCUCUAGAUAACGUUGAAUAUCUGUCUCACCAAUGUAGACCAAUAGGGUGGAACUGUAUGUAUAUAUAGAGUCUUAAUUAUCCACAAUGCUGCAAGGUGCUAAAUGAACAGUGGUAAAGUGUUUCUUCAAUCAUGAGGCUAAAUUAUAUGAUGGGUAGCUCCUCAGAACCUUUGUGAGAGAUCAUGAUUACAGUUUGUCUACUGCUUGCCUAGAAAGUGACAUUUUCUACAGCCCGAAACGAUCAUGAAUAUCAAAAUCCGAAGACAGUCCAAAUGUUUCUGGCGAAUUGUCAUAACUGUAUAUAGAUAUGCAAAAUCUCAUGGUAUAUCAGAAACUGUAAAUAUUGUAUAAAAAUUGUCAUGUACAAGCAUACUUAAUGCACACUUUAUCUUUUAUUGUACAAAAUAGUGUACAAAAUUCUUUGGUUUCUAUUGAGUACACAUACAAGAGACUACCAGUGUAAAGAGGAUAAAUAAAAUGCAGCUUAAAGCUUUUAUAUGUAAGAUGCUGUUUUUGUAUUUAACAGCAGACAAGGCAUGGUUAUGUGAUAACUUGAAUAUGGCAGACACUUCACACCGCCAAUGUUCAUUUCUAUUCCGUUUAGAAUUCUGUCCUUUGUGCAAUGGCAUGGAGGUCCUCUAAAGUCCCACAUGCAAACCCCCAUGUAAAAUGAAGCCUCUUUCUUGCCCGUCUCUUAUUCUCCCACCUUUUUUGUUCUGAAUUGCCGUGUUCUGUUUUUCGAUGGUAUUAUUGUCCCAUGUUUUUCUCAACCCCCCCCCACCAGCAGAUUUGCUGGUUUCAUGUCAAAACAAAUGUUUUAUUCAUCAAAGACGGGCGUUUUCAUAUUUAGUUUUGCGUUUCUUUGCUUUUCCUCUCCUGAAUUUGUCUUGUAAUAAUCGACUUUGCUCUUUUUUGUUUUGACAUUUAACAAAUUGAUUUGUAUUUUUUUUCACACGUGUGUGUGUAUACUUUACAUUAGUACAUUAUGUAAAGUAUUUUGUGCACUUGAUUUUAAUUGGUUGAUGGCAUUGAUGUGGGUGCUAGGAGUAGUUUGUUCCAGUCCAUAUAAAUUCUCUUUAGGGUUUUAUGGUUUCAUGUAAAGGACAGUAAUUGUAAAUAUUGUGAGCAUUAAAAGGUCGUGCAGUCGUAACAUUUUUAAGAAUGUUGCACCUACUUUACAAUUAAAAACUGGUCACUCAUACUUGAA